Molecule: messenger RNA, 1255 nt
Organism: Limulus polyphemus (Atlantic horseshoe crab)
Lineage: Eukaryota; Metazoa; Arthropoda; Merostomata; Xiphosura; Limulidae
Product: leucine-rich repeat-containing protein 15-like
Exons: 4
Coding region: 138-1148 (336 amino acids)
Cellular component (GO): extracellular matrix
Molecular function (GO): protein binding
Source: RefSeq, a predicted model, not a curated record
UAUAUCAAGAACACAGUGACGCUACAGAUAUAGACUACGUACUACGCAUCAUUCAUAUUCUUAGUUAUAACGUUUCUAAUUUUACAUUUUCUCUGUGUUUUUGUCAAGUACUUAUCCUGGAAAAACAUUCCGAAAAAAUGCAUCUUUGGUUUGGUCUCCUGUUUCUGAAUAUUCUGACUUUCUUUCAAGAGACACGUGUUUUCACAUUCGUUCUCCAGAAUACGCCACAUUUUAACUCCAGAUGUUUAAAUGAAAAAUUUCUACCAGAAAAGUGUGUUUGUAAAGAUAAUAUUGCUUUUGUAGCCCUUGAAUGCACUAACUUCACUCGACUAGAUGACAUAAACAAAUAUUUUCCAGAACUGGCGAAUAAAGAACACAGUAUGAAUAAACUUGUUCUAAUUGGAGCAAAACUACCCUUUCUACCAAAAUUAGCUCUACAAUGCUGUUUUACUAAGCUGACGAUCCAGGAAUCUUAUGUGCAAGGUUUAGAAAGUGCGGACAGUGAAUUUAUGUUUUCCGAACUGAAAGACACUUUCCGGGAGCUGAAAGUCAUCAGAAGUAAAUACAUGCAACUUUGGUCUUGGGAAGCUUUCAGUGCCCUAGAUAGUCUGACGUUGCUUACAGUAACCGAAUCAGACAUGACUUUAGUUCCAGAAACGUUCAAAAAGAUUAAUUCGAAUUCCCUCUCGAAACUAACACUUUCUAAAAACUAUAUAAAAUACAUUGAUGAAGAGGCAUUUGCUAAAUUUAAAAAACUGAUGUAUUUUGACAUCAGUAACAAUCAAAUUAUGAGUAUUUCUAGAAAAAUGUUCCCUCAGAAGGAUUCGCUGUUAAGAGAGAUAAAUUUCAGCAACAAUCGACUUGAAAAUCUACCAGAGGAUAUUUUUAUCGGAAUGAAUAACAUCAGAAAAAUAAAUCUAGCAAACAACAAAAUAAAAACACUACAAAAGAAGGCAUUUUCUGAAAUACUGGAAAAACUAGUGGAAUUAGACGUAACAGGUAAUCAAAUACGUUGUUGUAAACCUUUAGAGUGGAUGUUGUCACUGAAGGAGAAAGGAACCUCGUUAAAAGGCCGCUGUCACUCUCCCUCUAACUUGAGAAACAAGAACAUCGCUCAGCUUACGGCACAGGAAAUUUGUUGUUGCUGAUUUUUUUAGAUGCUGGAAAUAAUUAAAUAUGCUGAUAUACCUUUUCGACAUUAUAAAAAUACUGUUUUUGUUUUUUCUGAGGCUAAUAAAUUUCGCUUAAUAGAGAA